Messenger RNA from Fonsecaea nubica, 1569 nucleotides. RefSeq lists its product as hypothetical. The coding region runs from base 1 to 1569 and encodes 522 amino acids. The transcript has 5 exons. Gene Ontology annotation, biological process: transmembrane transport; carbohydrate transport. Gene Ontology annotation, cellular component: membrane. The record is from RefSeq and is a predicted model, not a curated record. Gene Ontology annotation, molecular function: carbohydrate:proton symporter activity. Lineage: Eukaryota; Fungi; Ascomycota; Eurotiomycetes; Chaetothyriales; Herpotrichiellaceae.
AUGUCGAAGGCAGUUGCUGGUCAUGACAUCUCUGCUAAAGAUGUCGCGAAUGUGUCUGAGAUCACCCACCUGAUCCAGCAAGACAAGACACCAUGGUACAGGAAGAAGAAUCUUCGUCGUCUUUAUCUGUUUCUCGUGCCUGCUGCGCUUGGAAUUGAAGCCACAAGUGGCUUCGACGGCAGCGUCCUUAACGGGCUCCAGGCUGUCCAGCCCUGGGAAGAAUACUUUGGCAACCCAAAUGGGGCGUUACUUGGUGUGAUCACCGCCGCCUUUUCUAUUGGUGCUGUGGUCGCGGUGCCACUCGUCCCUUACGUCAACGAUCGCUUUGGCCGCAAACCUUGCAUUGUAUUCGGAAGUGUGAUUAUCGUAAUCGGUGCAGUCCUACAGGCGGCUGCAGUUGACAUUGCCAUGUUUCUGGUGGCCAGAAUCAUCCUUGGAAUGGGAAUCGUAUACGGAAUUAGUGGAGCAUCCCAGCUCAUCGCUGAGUUGACAUAUCCCAAAGAACGGUCUGUGAUCACGGGUCUUUUCAACGAAAGCUGGUAUGCUGGAGCGAUUUUGGCUGCGGGUAUCACUCUGGGCACUUUCUCCUGGGACAGCAACUGGAGCUGGCGUUUGCCGUCGCUGCUGCAGCUCUUGCCUUCGUCGUUACAGCUCAUGUUCAUCUGGUUCGUGCCGGAAUCCCCACGUUUCUUGAUUUCAAAGGACCGCCACGAAGAAGCUCUGGAGAUCCUGAUCAAGUAUCAUGCGGAAGGCGAUCGAUCAAGUCCAUUGGUGGCAGCAGAGUUCCAGCAGAUCCGCGAAACCAUCCGCUUGGAGAUCGAGAACACCAAGAGGCCGUGGAAAGAGCUUGUGACAUCCAGCGUCAAUCGACGGCGAGUGUUCAUUGCAGCUUGCGUCGGCUUGUUCUCGCAGUGGUCAGGCAAUGGUCUCGUCAGCUACUACCUCAGUAAAGUCCUGGCCACUGUUGGCAUCACUAAAAAAAGAACGCAGAAUGAGAUCAAUCUCGGCCUUUCCUGCUGGAACUUGGUGACCGGGAUAUCGGGAGCUCUGCUGGCCCAUUUCCUUCCCCGGAGACGUCAGUAUUUGAUCUCGUACUGUGGCAUGACGCUGCUCUUUGCUUGCUGGACUGCGGCUUCGGCGGUGUAUGCAAAAGACCACUCAAAUAACUCGGCUGCCAUCGCUGUCGUUGCACUGAUUUUCAUCUAUUACGGCUUCUACAACCUCAUGAUGCCACUCACCUACAUCUUCAUCUGCGAAAUUUUCCCCUUCAUCCAUCGGAGCAAGGGUGUCGCCAUCACGCAGUUCUUCUCUCGCGGCGGCAGCUCCUUCAACCAAUUUGUCAACCCAAUUGGACUUCAGGAUAUCACAUGGAAAUAUUACAUCGUGUAUGUGGUGUGGCUCGCUGUGGAAACAAGCGUGAUUUUCUUCGUCUAUCCUGAAACACGUGGGCCGUCACUCGAAGAAGUUGCCGUGAUCAUGGAAGGUGACAAGGCCAAAGUCGAAGUCAUCGAGGUCGGUGCGUCGACAGGAAAGGGAGGAGUGGGUGUGCACGAAGUCGAGAAAGCCUGA